Molecule: messenger RNA, 1719 nt
Organism: Danaus plexippus (monarch butterfly)
Lineage: Eukaryota; Metazoa; Arthropoda; Insecta; Lepidoptera; Nymphalidae
Product: protein 4.1 homolog
Exons: 8
Coding region: 338-1363 (341 amino acids)
Cellular component (GO): cytoskeleton
Molecular function (GO): cytoskeletal protein binding
Source: RefSeq, a predicted model, not a curated record
AUUGUACAUGAAUUCAAUGAAUCUUGAAGACAUUUUAAUUCAACUUGUAUUAAAAUCUGAGAGGGAAGAUAUUCCUGUCUCCGUCACACAUUUCACACUAAGUGUUGUUCCCGAACCCGAAGUCGAAGAAAACAAGUUUCAACUUUCAAUAGUUUGGAUCCAGAUUUCGAGAAAGCGCGUCGUGUGCCGUCCGACCUUGAUAAGUUUCGUUAAAUUUAAAAUUGUGCAUUGUUAAAACGAGAAUCGAUAAUAAUUUGUUGGUGUUUAUUGAUUAAAAUGUAUAAUUAAAUGUAACUUUCUGGAAGUUUUCAAUAAUAUAUAGUUCAUCAUCCUAACAAUGCGGGAGAGUCUUCGCCGCCUCGCAUCAGACGACAUCCCUCCCAGAGGCAGGGUCCGCGUGGAACUGCUCACGGGAGAACACAUUACUAUUGAUCUGGAUAGGAAGGCCCUCGGCGGAGAUUUACUGGACCUGGUCUGCGAGUCCUUAGACGUGAUCGAGAAGGACUACUUCGGGCUGCUUCACGCACAAGGGGAGCCCAGGGUGUGGGUACACCUCGGCAGACGACUCAGCAAAACUUUCAAAAACGAGCCCUGGGAUGUACGGUUUGCUGUGAAGUUCUAUCCGCUGGAGCCGUCAGCUCUCAGAGACGACAUGACCCGCUACCAGCUGUCACUGGCGCUCAGGCGAGACCUCAUGGAAGGACGUCUGACGUGCUCGACGAUCACAUACGCACUGCUCGCGUCCUACGUCCUCCAGGCAGAGGCGGGGGACAGGUCCGCGGCUGCCCCGCUGGGGGCGGGGGCCACGGCGGCGCUGGUGACGUCGCACAGAGCCGUGCCGCUUCACGUCCUCAACGAGGAUAUGGAGAUGAGAGUCGAUGAGUUGUAUAGGAAACACAAAGGACAGACGCCAGCGGAGGCCGAGCUGAACUAUCUGGAGAACGCCAAGAAGCUCGCGUUGUACGGAGCCGAGAUGCAUUCGGUGAAGGACUCUGAUGAUGUAGAGCUCUCACUCGCCGUCUGCGGGAGAGGAAUCGCCGUGGUUAGGGACGGGACGAUCAUGAAUCGCUUCCCGUGGACGAAGAUAUUGAAGCUCAGUUACAACAAGCGCCUGUUCGUGAUCCGCCUCCGAGCCGCGGACUCCGACGAGUGCGAGACGGAUGUCAGCUUCCGACUCAACUCCUCGCGGGCCAGCGAGCGCCUGUGGACCAGCACCGUGGAACAUCACGUGUUCUUCAGGCGCGAGAGUCCGGUGAAGGUGGAGCGAGUGUCAGGGUUCCCGAUGCUCGGGGCCCGGCGACUGUCUUGUCGGCGGACGUUACGACAGAUGCGCGACACGACUGUCGCAAGACAAGUUAUUUGACGAAAAAUUAACAAAAUUUCAGUGUAGAAAAACGAGUUGAAACCGAAUGUUUUAUUUUAAAAAUUAUUAUUAAAAAUUUAAAGAUUAUAGUAUUGUUGUAGCUGACUGAGUUAGCCGAUGAAUGUUUUGUAAUUAAUGAUUCGGUGUAGCCCUGCAGCGGAGUGCCAUCAUAGAUAAUAAUUAAGGUUUAAAUAAUUGAGACUUGCAGCGAUGAUAAUUUUUAUUAUAAUAUUGAGUACGUUUUGUGUUUAAUCGUCUUUGUUAUUCAGCUCGAGACGAUGGAACGAUGAACGACCAGAAUACUGUCAGUAAUAAUACAUUUUAUACCUCACAGAUAAUAAAUAUAUUUAUAUGUA